AUGUCAAAAGCCGAGGCUAAAAUUAACCGAGAAAUGAUGAUGCUAGCAAAAGAUCAAGCUCCUAGAAUUAGAGCAAGCCUGGGAGAAUCUAAAGAGGAAAGGAAGCUUAUAAUUGUUGGUACCAAGCCCUACAUUCCCGACUUGAAUGCAGAACCUUGUUUUGAUUCGGAAGGAGAAGAAAAGGAAGAAACUGAAGAUAAUCAUAUUGCUCCUCGGCUUUCUAAGGAGCACCAGCUCGAGAUUUUCCUCCGUGCCUCAUAUUUUGAAUACUCGAAGCUUCAGUUUUUUAACAAAAAACUUUCACAUUUGCUCGGAGUCCUUCCAGAAUUACCAAUGCAUGAUUAUUGCUUUGUCCAUAGCGAUAAAGAAACAAUUUGUGCGGGUGCACAACUGAUCGUCGUAGGAAGGGAGCUGGAGGGCAUUGUAGUCUGGCGGUAUGAGCUCGAGAACAAUAAAUGGUUCAAAGGUCCAGCAAUGAUCACACCACGGGUCAUGUAUGGUUCGGCGAGCCGUGGGACCGAUGCUUUCUUUGCAGGAGGGAUUAAUGAGGUCUAUCAAGCUGUAAACAUAGCAGAGAAAUACAAUGCUGAUACCAAAACGUGGACCGUGAUUCGUGAGAUGCACAAGAAAAGGAAAUUCAGCUCAGGAUUUUUCUUGUGCGGCAAAUUUUACGUAAUUGGUGGCCGAGAUGAGAAUAAUGAAAACCUAACUUGUGGAGAAAGGUACGAUGACGAGACAAAUUCUUGGGAGCUGAUACCAGACAUGCUCAAAGAUAUGGCGUUUACGUCUUCUCACUCGCCUCCUCUUAUUGCGGUGGUCGACAACAACCUCUACUUAAUGGAAAAUUCUGUGAGUGAGCUUCGUGUUUAUGAUAGAAACACAAACGUUUGGAAGAAACUUGGUGUUGUGCCUGUGGAAGCAAAUAUCACUUUAGGUUGGGGAGUUGCAUUUAAGUCAAUUGGAGAUAGGCUUUUGGUAAUUGGACCAUCGUCUUCUCAAUCUUACUACAGGAGAACGGUGGUUUACACAUGUCGUCCUUCUCCAAAAGUGGAAGAACAAAUUUGGGAGGAACUAAAGGAUUGUUGUGACAUUGCUUAUUACCAUCAGUAUAUUCUCAAUUGUUCUGUGAUGUUUGCUUGA
Messenger RNA from Microthlaspi erraticum, 1140 nucleotides. The record is from the annotation of a GenBank genome assembly. NCBI's taxonomy places the organism in Eukaryota, Viridiplantae, Streptophyta, Magnoliopsida, Brassicales, Brassicaceae.